Molecule: messenger RNA, 459 nt
Organism: Cinara cedri
Lineage: Eukaryota; Metazoa; Arthropoda; Insecta; Hemiptera; Aphididae
Source: the annotation of a GenBank genome assembly
AUGUAUAAUGCGGUAUAUGAACAAGUGAAACAAGACAUACAAGAACAUGCAAAAUAUGUUAGUAUUACCACUGAUAGUUGGACUUCUAUUAAAAAUUCAAAUUAUAUUGCUGUUACAUGUCAUUUUAUCGAUAAUGAAUGCGAAUUAAAGUCAUAUCUUUUUUCUUGUUUUAAAAAUUCUGAAUCACAUUCUUCAGAAAAUUUGAAAAACAAUUUAUUGGCUAUUAUAAAGAAAUGGGGCUUAGAAAAUAAAAUUGCNAAUUUAUGUAGAUGGAAACAUGAAGGUUGCUUUACCCAUAGUUUGAAUUUAGGAGUACAAACAGCUCUUAAAUCAAUACUUGAAACUAGGAAAAAAGUAAGAGGGAUUGUUGGCCAUUUUAAGAGAAGUCCACAGGCAGCGGAAAACCUUAGAACCAUGCAAGAGCAAUUAGGAUUAACACCACUUUUAAUGCUCAUUUAG